CCUCCCACUUUCCCCUCCCCUCACAUCAACCCUCCCAAGUGCCAAUUACCCACAACCUAAACAUACACACCCACACCCAACUCUACAAUAUCCGUCUCACAAUGGGCACAACAAUGGAAGCCGCCCCCGUCCUCUCGACGCCCGACGACCGAAUCCUCGAAUCGACCGACCCCAUCACGCCCCACGACUCGAACCGUGCUCUCUCCGACGAAGAAUUCGCCAUCACUUAUGAUAUCGAACGCACGUUAAAGGAGAUCCGUCAGGCGCGGUAUAAGCGUAUCGCGCUGCAAUUUCCGGAUGAGAUGCUCCCGGAUGCGCCGAGGGUGUUUCAGCUUUUGAGUCGUGGGUUGGAUUUGGAUAUAAGGGGUGGGAAGAAUGGAGGCGUGGAGGAGGUGGUUGAGGAAGUAGCUCAGUUGAAGGUGGAUGAAAAGGAACCGGCGCCAAGGUUGUAUAUCCUGGCGGAUACGUCCUACGGAACAUGUUGUGUGGAUGAGGUGGCGGCGGAACAUGUGGAUGCGGAUGUGGUGGUGCAUUAUGGUCGGUCGUGUUUGUCGCCUACUGCGCGGUUACCCGUCAUCUAUGUGUUUACGCACAAGUCUCUGGCGCUGGAGAAGGUGGUGAGUGCCUUUAAGGAGACGUAUCCGGAUCGCGCCAGUAAGGUGAUUCUGGCGGCGGAUGUCACCUACUGUGAUCAUGUCCCGGAGGUGUAUGCGCGGUUGGUGGAGGAGGGUUAUACGAAUCUGUUUGCGACGGAGGUGCUGCAUAAUCCCUCGUCGGCGAUUCCUAAUCGGACGGUUCCUGUGUCUGUGCAGGAGAAGCCGGAGGGGUUGUCCGAGUGGCAGCUUUUUCACAUUUCCGAUCCGCCGACGGCCCUGCUCCUCACCCUUGCGUCUCGCGUGGCGGCUAUCUACAUUUAUCCUACGGACGCGACGGGCGACUCUGUCAAGCCCUUGGCCGCGUCUACUACGGCGACCUUGCGUCGUCGCUAUGCCCUCUUGACGUCCCUGAAUACCGCUCCGAUCUUUGGCAUCCUGGUCAACACGCUGAGUGUGAAGAACUACUUGCAUAUUGUGGACCAUGUUCGGGAGCGGAUUGCGGCGGCCGGGAAGAAGAGUUAUCUGUUUGUGGUGGGCAAGUUGAAUGCUGCCAAGGUCGCCAAUUUCAGCGAGAUUGAGGGCUGGGUGAUGAUCGGGUGCUGGGAAAGCUCCCUGGUCGACAGCAGGGAUUUCUGGAAGCCGAUCAUCACGCCGUCGGAGUUGGAGCUGGCGCUUCAAGGGGACGCGGAGCGGGUCUGGACGGGAGCCUGGCAGAGUGACUUUCAGAGCGUCCUGGAUCGGUCAGCCGCCGAGGCCCAGGACACCACGGCAAACGGGGAGACAGGAGAAGAGGACGAUAUGUCGGAACCCGAGUCCGCACCGCCAGAGUUCGACCUGCGCACUGGCCGGUAUGUUUCGCAUUCUCGGCCCAUGCGGAACGCUGCACCCCGCGUUUCUGCUUCAGAAGAUGCCGCCUCAUCUGCUGGUGGGCCAUCUGCAGCGCGGGCCCUCGCCAGACGAGCCAAAGGCGAUGUGGCGAUGAUCGGCGGGACCUUUUCGCCGGGAGCGGAAUUCUUGCGGUCGCAACGGACGUGGAAGGGGCUGGGAAGUGAUUUUGAUAUCCAGUACGAGGACGAGGACGCGGCGGACAGCACACUGGUGGUGGAAGGGCGCAAGGGCAUUGCAAGGGGAUACACGGUGGGCGAGGCAAUAAACCGACACUAGUUAGGCAUCUCCUGGCGCAGGAAAAGGGAGAAGGGAUUCAUUCAGUGUUGGGCGACCGUUGGAGCAGGCAAAGCCGGUUGGCCGAACUAGUCGGGCAAACUAGUGGUUUCCUGCCCUACUGCGAUAUGGGCAGCGGGCAGAGGGAAAAGGUUCAAUAUUCAAUAAUCAUCCGACGAUCAAUAGUCUCCCCACUGUUCUUAGAGGAAACCCAGAACCCACCGAGUAUCCUCUCAACCCUAGGGAUCAUAUG
Molecule: messenger RNA, 2010 nt
Organism: Aspergillus ibericus CBS 121593
Lineage: Eukaryota; Fungi; Ascomycota; Eurotiomycetes; Eurotiales; Aspergillaceae
Product: 2-(3-amino-3-carboxypropyl)histidine synthase subunit 1/2
Exons: 1
Coding region: 102-1760 (552 amino acids)
Biological process (GO): protein histidyl modification to diphthamide
Molecular function (GO): 2-(3-amino-3-carboxypropyl)histidine synthase activity
Source: RefSeq, a predicted model, not a curated record